This is a messenger RNA of Diabrotica balteata, 1383 nucleotides long. The record is from the annotation of a GenBank genome assembly. Lineage: Eukaryota; Metazoa; Arthropoda; Insecta; Coleoptera; Chrysomelidae.
AUGAAAGGUAAAUAUAGCAACGAUCGGACGUUGGAUGAUGAACUCGUGAAUAGUGAAAAAGUUGAUAUAGAAAAAAAAUCUAAGGAUUCCGAAUUGUAUGUAUUGGUAGUGGCAAAUCUAUAUUCGAACUUCACAGGGAUUACCUGUAAGAAAAGAAGGGGACACAUUCCCCAAAAAUUCUUCCCAAGUAUUAAGAGCAUUACGGAACUAUCGCAGUCUUCUAACAUGAGGUUCAUGCAGUUCAGAGCUCACGACAAGUAUGCCUUACAUCUGUCCAAAAUGGAGAAGAGAGAAAAAGAGCGAGGAUCCCACAUAUCCUACAUGUUCCGACUUCCCUUCGCAGCUGGAAGUGUCUUCAGUGCAAGCAUGUUAGAUACUCUACUAUACCAAGCGUUCGUUAAGGACUACGUCAUAACAUUUGUGCGUCUUCUUCUGGGAGUGGACCAAGCUCCAGGUUCGGGAUUUCUAACAUCGUACUCAGUCAACGGCAAUGACGAAGCUAAAGAUAACCACGAUCAGCAGAUAGAACGUGCAGAAAUAGCCAAUUUGGUAAGAUCAAGAAUGGAAAGCUUAAAUUUACCAACCAUCGACUACAAUGACGUAAGCGAGAAAAGAAAUAGUCUUUCUUACGUCAUUAUUAAUCCUAGUUGCGAUCUUAAAUUAGAAGAAGGAGAUAUAAUAUACCUAGUACGUCCAAGUCCUUUCUCCGCACAAAAGACCUUCGAGAGGCACAACAGCAGAAGAAAAUCAAACAUAAGUUUCUGUUCUCAAACUCUGCUCGCACAAAUGGCAACGAGCUCUCAAGCCGGAAGUCGACGUGGAUCAGGUCUGGGCCUCAGCGGUUACCAAUCGCCUAGGCCUCCACCUCUAGCAACGACAAAAUCAAACUCUUUAUCUUUACCGGACAGCCCAACGGUCGCGGGUUACCAAAGGGGUCGAUCGAAUAGUUUGCGUGUAAUCGACGAUAUUCUACUGCGCAGAUCGAAUUCUUUACGACAAGGACUGCCGAAUAUCGGUAACUCUCGAAGAAAAAGUAGUUUAGAGGACAUCGGCUUGAGCCAUUUUAGUACGAAUUAUUCUAACACUAUAAAGAUUGCCUUGAACGGUAGUAUCGGUUUGGAAGUGACUCCGCCGGAAGAGAACAGUCCUCCGGUGAUCAGCAGCAAUACGGCACUAAUAGUGAACCCAUCCUUACCUCCGCUAGCUCCAUCGGUUCUCACCGGUAGCACGCUGAGUCUCACCCAAAGCGGCCUACCAGGAUCGAGCGGCUCGGUGCCUAUCAACAUGGGUUUCGGUGGCUACGGAGAGGCGGGAGCUUCCCAGCAAGCUGCGCUUCCCACGCCGGCCACGGAUCCGCAACACCUUCAAGGGACGAUAGUAUGA